Wickerhamiella sorbophila is the source of this 573-nucleotide messenger RNA. RefSeq names its product Small COPII coat GTPase sar1. The transcript has 2 exons. NCBI's taxonomy places the organism in Eukaryota, Fungi, Ascomycota, Dipodascomycetes, Dipodascales, Trichomonascaceae. The record is from RefSeq and is a predicted model, not a curated record. Bases 1 to 573 code for a protein of 190 amino acids. Gene Ontology annotation, biological process: endoplasmic reticulum to Golgi vesicle-mediated transport; vesicle organization; intracellular protein transport. Gene Ontology annotation, molecular function: GTPase activity; GTP binding. Gene Ontology annotation, cellular component: endoplasmic reticulum exit site; COPII vesicle coat.
AUGUGGAUUGUUAGUUGGUUCCGUGACGUUCUGGCCUCGCUUGGGCUCAUGAACAAGAACGCCAAACUUCUGUUUUUGGGUCUGGACAAUGCCGGCAAAACGACCUUGUUGCAUGUGCUCAAGACCGACCGGAUGGCCACCCUGCAGCCCACCCUCCAUCCCACGUCUGAGGAGCUGAGCAUCGGCAACAUCAAAUUCACCACCUUCGAUUUGGGCGGCCACGCUCAGGCUCGCCGCGUGUGGAAGGACUACUUCCCCGAGGUCAGCGCUAUUGUUUUCCUGGUCGAUGCCGCGGACCCCGAGCGCUUCCCUGAGGCCAAGGCUGAGCUCGACGCCCUUCUGGACAUCGAGGAGCUGCGCAACGUGCCCUUCCUUAUUCUCGGCAACAAGAUCGACGCUCCCACCGCCGUAGGCGAGGACCACCUCCGCCAGGCCCUCGGCAUCUUCCAGACCACCGGCAAGGAGCGCACCACUGUCGACCAGGGUGUGCGACCUUUCGAGGUCUUCAUGUGCAGCAUCAAGAUGCGCCAAGGCUACGGAGAGGGCAUCCGCUGGCUCAGCAACUACGUUUAA